Molecule: messenger RNA, 421 nt
Organism: Cydia strobilella
Lineage: Eukaryota; Metazoa; Arthropoda; Insecta; Lepidoptera; Tortricidae
Exons: 4
Coding region: 63-359 (98 amino acids)
Source: RefSeq, a predicted model, not a curated record
UGUCAAGCAUAGAUCCUGCUUCAUCGCAAGUGCAUGUUAUUUGAGCCACCUGUGCUGUAACUAUGUUGUUAAGAAGAGCUGUCACAAGUUUAAUAUUUAUCAGACUAGCUAUAGUCUGGUGUCAUGUAGAGUUAGAAUCUGAAGACUAUUUCUUCCCUUUAGAGGCGACGCUGAAUUACUGCAAGUUGGCAGACGAGUGUCACCACGACCGCGUGCCGGUGUGCGGGCAGGACGCCAGCGGCAACUUCAGGGCCUUUAGAGACGACUGCGAUCUCUACGAGUACUGCUGCGAUGAGAAAAAACAAUUUCGUCACGUGGAAAUAGACAUCUGUGCCGGUGAUCCAGCGCUCUCAGGGUAGAACAGCGAUUAACGAUUUUAAUUUUAAUCUAAACAAAACAAUCGUCCAUCUUUUGUAUAAAC